CGAUCAGCUGUGAUCUCAUUGCCUCCAAGAAUGCCUCAGGACAGUUCGGUGGGUUUGCUCUUUAGGACUAAAUUCAGUUAUUGCUGAUAAGAUGGUGGCAGGGAAUGAUGUGGAGGCUUCGGGGAGGAAGGAAGAGAUUCCUCACGACCACCUGUUCAUGGUGACGGGGUUGUCUUCGACGAAUUUGGAGAAGCUGGCGCAUGUACCAGAACCGCCAUCAGACUUCGAAACGGCCAUCGCCGCCACGGGCUCCGGCCGGUUCAACGUGGCGCUGAUGCUGUGCACCUUCCCCGCCUUCUGGAGCGCUAUCUCCGUCACCAGCUCCACUAGCUACAUCUUCACCAGGGCCAAAUGUGAUAUGCAGCUUAGCUUGCUUGACAUGGGCACUGUGAACGCCAUCACUUAUGGAGGAAUGAUCUCAUCUGCAAUGAUCUGGGGGUUCUUGUCGGACACACUGGGCCGGCGCCGCAUCAUGGUGUGGGGCUUCUUCUGCGCGGGGCUAGUCGAGGUGGCCGCCAGCAUGAGCCAGAACUUCCCCAUGCUGCUGGUCACGAGGUUCACCAGCGGGUUCCUCUUCAACGGCCCGUUCGCAGUCCUGAUCUCAUACUUGGCAGAGAUGCACCGCACGGAGCUGCGCGCGCGCGUCAUCCUUCUCACCAGCCUCUUCUACACAUGCGCUAACACCACCCUCCCCCUACUAGCCUGGGCGGUGCUUACACAUGACUGGACUUUCCAGAUCACUGAGAAAUUCGUGAUCCACUCCUGGAACCUGUUCCUCCUGGCGACAGCUCUGAUGCCGCUCCUUACGGGUCUGGUCUUCCUCUGUCUGCCGGAGAGCCCCAAGUUCCUGAUGUCGCGCGGCCGGAAUGAGGAGGCCAUGGAGGUGUUCAGGAAGAUAUACAGGCUCAAUACGGGGAAUCCGAAGGAGGAUUAUCCGAUCAAAUGUCUAGUCGAAGAAAAAACAGAGAACCAGGCAAGUGGCGUGGCAGCACUCAGGGGCGGGUGGGCACAGCUGGCCCCCCUCUUCCGGAUGCCUCACGUGAAGUGGCUAGCACUCAUCUGUGCCAUUCACGUGUUCACCAUGUUUGGGUCCAACACUCUCCGCCUCUGGUACCCCCAGCUCGCCGCCAUGAUCAACUCUGACUCUUCAAAGAGCCUCUGCUCAGCCAUAGCUCCUUCCAACGUCACAGCUGUCGUUGAGGAGGGCUGCCAGCCCAUAGAGGCGAACAUGAUGACGUAUAUGCAGAGUGUUAUAGUGGGUGCGGGGUCUGCGCUGACUUAUGGGAUAGGAGGGAUGUUGGUCAACCGGUGCGGUAAGAAGCUAGUAUCUGCGGCGUGCAGCAUCACCGCCGCCGCGGUCGUGAUCCUGAUGCCGUUCCUCGGCAACAGCGCUGAUGCUGUGGUGGCUCUGAUGACCAUAGCCUUGGCGCUUACGUCGCUCAGCGGGGCUGCGCUGUCCAGCAUCACUGUAGACCUGUUCCCUACUUCACUAAGAGUGAUGGCAAUGGCGACAUUCCUGAUGAUGGGGCGAAUGGGCACCAUCACCGGGACGGUCGCCUUCCCCGCACUCAUGGACUUCGGCUGCCUUCCACCUUUCAUCACCAUCUGCGCCGUCUUAGCUGUCUGUGGCGUUGCUUGUUUCCUGCUACCGAAUACAACGUUAAAGAAGUUGGAAUAAAAAUUACUUAGUAAGCUUUGUUUUUAUAUUACUGAAAAGACA
This is a messenger RNA of Cydia amplana, 1720 nucleotides long. RefSeq names its product synaptic vesicle glycoprotein 2B. Lineage: Eukaryota; Metazoa; Arthropoda; Insecta; Lepidoptera; Tortricidae. Gene Ontology annotation, biological process: transmembrane transport. The coding region runs from base 92 to 1678 and encodes 528 amino acids. Gene Ontology annotation, molecular function: transmembrane transporter activity. The transcript has 10 exons. The record is from RefSeq and is a predicted model, not a curated record. Gene Ontology annotation, cellular component: membrane.